GCCGUAUCUCAGUUUUGUAUCCAACACAAUAAAUGGUAUCAGGUCCCCAACACUUAUCGCUAUCCCUUACAGCGAGGCCCACCUGUGUCGUUCUCGUCCAUUCUUUUGGUUCAACAAUGGCGGCUUGCUCACACAACACUCUGCUACGCUCCCCCAAGCUCCGAGGCGCCAUCUCCUCGCCAGUCGAUGGUCCUUCCACCGCUACCGAACACUUACCCUCGUGUUGGGACAUUCUCGGGGCUUGACCACAUCAAUUUCACGAGUCCGAUAUCAGCUGGUGGAGGAUGGGGAGAGACUUGACUAUUAUCGACUCAAGGGAUGCCACUCGAUACAAAAUUGGUGAUCUGUUCCACGACCGCUGCCACAUGGUGCAUAAACUCGGGCACGGCUCAUUGUUUACUAUCCGGCUCGCUAGGGGCGAACAGAUGUCGAGAUAUAUCGCGGUUAAAGUGUGUACUGCCGACGCGACGCAAUAAGAGGCGGGCGUACUCUCUCACCUGGGGGAGAUUGAUCCCGUGGUUCAGGCAGAAGUUUGCGGGAGGAGUCUGGUUCCGAUACUUCUCGACCGUUUCAGCAUUUAGGGCCUGCAAUGGCACCCAUACUUGCUUGGUCACUGCCCCAGCAAGGUGUAGCCUCUCCGACAACAAGCAAGCAUCAACCUGCGGAUUCUUCCAGCUCAGCGUUCUCGAUCUCUUGCCGCUCAACUCACCCUCGCGAUUGCCUACCUACGUGCACGAGCAAGGGUUAGUUCACGGAGGUACCUAAGCAUCACAUCACCAACCUCCCAAUUCACAGCGACGUUUUCGGGGUUUAGUCUCACCAACC
Chaetomium fimeti is the source of this 825-nucleotide messenger RNA. RefSeq lists its product as uncharacterized. The record is from RefSeq and is a predicted model, not a curated record. The coding region runs from base 319 to 765 and encodes 148 amino acids. NCBI's taxonomy places the organism in Eukaryota, Fungi, Ascomycota, Sordariomycetes, Sordariales, Chaetomiaceae. The transcript has a single exon.